Alternaria triticimaculans is the source of this 1773-nucleotide messenger RNA. RefSeq lists its product as uncharacterized. Lineage: Eukaryota; Fungi; Ascomycota; Dothideomycetes; Pleosporales; Pleosporaceae. Gene Ontology annotation, molecular function: ATP binding; ATP-dependent protein folding chaperone. The record is from RefSeq and is a predicted model, not a curated record. The transcript has 7 exons. The coding region runs from base 1 to 1773 and encodes 590 amino acids.
AUGCUCAGCAACCGCCUGGUCGUAGCCAUUGACUAUGGCACUACCUUUACUGGUGUGGCCUUCUGCGAGACCUCGGAUACAGGUGUAGUCGGCAAGACCAUCAUCGUGGUUCAAGACUGGCCUUCCCGGCAUACCAAGAUCGCUACCAAGGACAAAGUCCCCAGCGAAUUGGCGCUGAAGGACCUCUCCAACUGGGGCUCGCUCAUCGCUCCAAAUGAGCAGCGCCAUAUGUGGACCAAACUCUUGUUGGACGACCCGAAGGCCGGUGAAGUAGACAAGAUACUGAGAGAGCUCACUCUGAGUGACUCCACGCGACCAUCAGCUAAGCCAGUCGAGGUUAUCGCGAAGUACCUUGCGCAUGUCAAGGCUCAUCUCAUCAAGAACCUCGACAUCCACUAUGGCAAAGGUCUCUGGCGGACUCUACCUCUCACACUCGUCGUCACCGUGCCAGCUGUAUGGUCGGACGUCGCUAAGGACUCAACGCUGCGAGCUGUCAACAAGGCUGGGUUCAACACUACUGAGCUUCCUCAACUGAAGAGGACUGUUCUCACUACAGAGCCCGAAGCCGCUGCAAUUUACACCAUUCAGUCUAUGCGAGGAGGCAUUCAAGACGAGCAGUUUGCCGUCGGCGACGCGUUUGUCGUAUGUGACAUGGGCGGAGGCACAGUCGAUUUGAUCUCAUAUCGCGUCGCUGAGCUGGAGCCAACCACAUUAGAAGAAGCCACUGUCGGUAGUGGUGAUCAGUGUGGAGGUAGCUUCGUCGAGCGUGGAUUUCUGAAGUGGUUGGAACGUCGCUUGGGUACUUCUGACUUCGUUUUGAUCGCUGGAGAGAGGAGCGAAGAUCUUCCACGUACAUCACUGACUCCGAAGCUGAGUCGUAUGGUCCAAGACUUCGUUCUUGAGGUCAAGACCGGCUUUUCUGGACAUGAGACCAGCUUCCUACGUCUGCCCGUCCCCUUGAGCUCUGUCGAAGAUGAUGACGCGAGAGGUAUCCAGGAUGGCGAAAUCAAGAUCACUCCGGCCGAUAUCAAAGAGAUGUUUGAGUUUCCGCUUCGUCGCACAUACGAACUCUUGCUUGAGCAGAUUUUGCAGGCACGUCGCACAGGCAACGUGAAGCUGAAGUAUGUUUUCAUGGUUGGUGGCUCCUCUGAGUCGCCCUACAUCUACGAAAAGAUCAAGACUUUCGCUGAAGCCAACGGUCUGGCGACGAUCCGACCUGCUCAUGCAUGGUCCGCUAUCGUUCGUGGUGCAGCUGCCAAAGGCCUCGAGGGUGAUGGCCGCGCUCACAUCAAGAAUCGCAAGUGUCGUCGGCACUAUGGUACUGAGUUCCGUUCAACAUUCAUCAACGGCAAACACCAUCCUACCGAUGCGUACAGAUGUCCGUACACUGGUGAGAGGCAAGCUACCGGCCAGAUGAGGUGGUUGCUCAACAAGGGUCAAGAUCUCGCUGCGGACUCGAAGGCGCACGCAUACACGGAUCUAUCAGCCUACUUCUGGCCGGAAUCUGCUCGUAUGGUUUCUUUGAAGCUGCGAGCUUCCAAUGCUGAGGAGGCACCGAGCCGUGGAGCGGACAAGGAUGUCUACACCGUCGCUACAUUGCAUGUCGACUUGAGUGGUGUUCCUCAGAGCGCUUACGAACCUCGCUCAGGCUUGGCCGGUCGUGCCUACCACACACUAGACAUCCGCGUCGAGAUGACUAUCCAGUCUUCUCUUGAGUUCACGCUCUUGGUCAAAGGCGUUCGUUACGGAUCCGUCACCGCGAACUAUGCCUAG